AUGAGGCCGCCCAACCAACUCGUCUCCAUGCUCUGCAUGGCCGGGGCAGCCUGUGCCGCAGCCUCAAAUUCCACAUCUAAACUUCUACCAGACUUCGCCCCGGUCAGCCUAAUCGAUCGCUUCGCCAACUGCUCCGAUUCUCCUGCGGGCCCCGCUAUGUUGGGCGCUGCGCAUUCCCAAUUUGACACCAUCCUCAGCACCAGAGAAAUUGAGUCGGCGAUUUACGGCUUGAAAGAUCACUUCAACGUCACGUUGACGGCCGCCCCGUACAAAAGCGUCAUGGGCUUUACCACGGUGGUCAUCAGUAUCCCCCCGACGCAUGGUCGAAAGAAUGAUUUGAAUGACACGCAAAAGAAGGAGAACAAGACUUCUCAAUUGGAUCCCAAUCGCCCGCGCGGUGUUCUUCUCACCUCCGGUUUCCAGGGCCGCGAGCGCGGCGGCCCAGACAGUCUCGUAUACUUCCUUUCGGACCUGCUUCACGCCCACAAGAGCAAGAAGGGGUUGACCUACGGCCGCGUAAGAUUCUCCCACGAACAGGUCCAAAUCGUCGUCAGAGAGGGCCUCACCGCCAUCCCAAUGGUGAACCCGGACGGUAUCGUCUGGGACCAGAGACACAACAACUGCUGGGGCAACAACCGCAACGGCCUAGGCGUCAAUGUUGACCGAAACUUUGACAUCGUCUGGGACUACAAGCGCUACUUCUCCAAGGAUGCCAUGGAAGUCGCAUCUGACAUGCCAAGCCACGAGCUCUACCACGGAACAGAACCCUUCUCCGAAGCAGAGUCGCGCAACGUCAGAUGGGUCAUCGAAAACAACCCCGAAAUCGGCUACUUUGUCAACGCCGGCCCGCAGUCUCCCCCCGGCGUCGAGGGCCGAUGGGAUAUUGACACCACGAAGAGCGGUAAUCCAUCCAUGAACUGGCGGAACAAACUCUACGACGGCAAGCGCGGCUUGCUCCGUGGCGAUGAAGGCAGUUACGGCGAGUACAUGGUCCCAGAAGACCACAGACACGUGUUCGAGCGAAAGCACGAUAUUGAGGGACAGAUGAUGGCCGUGUCCGGAAGACAGUUCCAUAUGAUUAGCGUGAAGAAUCCGCUUCUGAGUCUGGCCAAGAUGCUGAGGCUGGAGCUGAGCGCGUCCGGAACGGCCACGGACUGGGCGUACAGCCGCCACAUCGUCAACACAACGGCUACCAAAAUAUUCUCCUUCAGGAUCAAGUUCGGUCGGACGAGGGCCGAAGCCGGGGCCAUCGCCCGGAAGGGUGGUUGUCCUUUCUACCCGACCAGCGAGCAGUAUAGGAGUAGUCUUGCUGAGGCUGCUGCCGGUUACAUGAGGUUUCUGUUGUCGGCGGCGGACAAAACGAAGGAUUAG
Molecule: messenger RNA, 1371 nt
Organism: Colletotrichum chrysophilum
Lineage: Eukaryota; Fungi; Ascomycota; Sordariomycetes; Glomerellales; Glomerellaceae
Exons: 1
Coding region: 1-1371 (456 amino acids)
Biological process (GO): proteolysis
Molecular function (GO): metallocarboxypeptidase activity; zinc ion binding
Source: RefSeq, a predicted model, not a curated record